This is a messenger RNA of Spinacia oleracea (spinach), 595 nucleotides long. RefSeq lists its product as uncharacterized. The record is from RefSeq and is a predicted model, not a curated record. The coding region runs from base 165 to 554 and encodes 129 amino acids. NCBI's taxonomy places the organism in Eukaryota, Viridiplantae, Streptophyta, Magnoliopsida, Caryophyllales, Amaranthaceae. The transcript has 3 exons.
UACAAUUCUCUGGCCUCUUUUGGCAAUAGUGGGCUGUUUGGGCCUAUUGUGCUUAGUCAUUCACUUGGGAUACAUACUAAUUAAGCCCCUUUCCAGGUAUAGGUUUUAUACAUACAUUUAUACACACUUAAAUACAUACACUGUAGAUACCUAGAUUAAUACCCAUGCCUCGGAGUAGACUUCGUAUGAUUUCUGCUUUAGGGGGCGCAAUACGUGCCAUGUGUCACGUCCUCAUUGGUACACGAAGGCACGGUAAUUUUGCCCACAACAUUUGCCCCUCAAGAAGGGCAUUUCUGGAAACACAUUCCGGAGCUUUCAUAGGCGAUUUCCGGCGUGUUCCUACCACCAUCAGGCGAUUUCCGGCCACCAGGAGACUCAUCCUUUUCCUCGUCACACUCAUCCCGUUCUUCGCGAAACUCAUCUCGUUCUUCGCGAAACUCAUCCUGUUCUUCACCAAGUACUUCGCAGAUCUUUCAAGAGGAAGGAAUGAGCAAGCUAUCGGCGGCGGAUAUUGGGAAGGGCGAUAUGACCGAUUGGAUGGCGGACAUCUAUGAGGCCAAGAUGCAGAAAGCCAAGGCCGAGUUGGAGGAGAAGG